Messenger RNA from Euleptes europaea (tarantolino), 1113 nucleotides. RefSeq names its product spermatogenesis associated 17 (gene SPATA17). The coding region runs from base 34 to 1113 and encodes 359 amino acids. The record is from RefSeq and is a predicted model, not a curated record. Gene Ontology annotation, biological process: establishment of meiotic spindle localization; mitotic cell cycle; spindle organization. Gene Ontology annotation, molecular function: protein binding. Lineage: Eukaryota; Metazoa; Chordata; Lepidosauria; Squamata; Sphaerodactylidae. The transcript is spliced from 10 exons. Gene Ontology annotation, cellular component: spindle pole.
UGGGAGCCGGCGGGACGGGGGGGGGGGGGGAAGAUGGCCACCUUGUUCAGGCUGCAAGGGAGGUUGCCUGGCUUCAAGGAGGAGUUUUUCCAGAGGAACAGACGUGUAAAUGAAUAUCGAAAAAUGGAAUAUUAUGCUGCUGUAAAGAUUCAGAGUUGGUUUCGGGGAUGCAAAGUCCGGGCAUACAUCAGGUAUCUGAAUAAAAUGAUGCUUUUUAUCCAGAAAUGGUGGCGGGGUUAUCAAGGAAGAAUACAGUUCCGAAAAAUGAUAGAGACAGCAUAUUUUAUUAUGAAGAUGAAUUUCUACAAUGAAAUGGCUGUCAGGAUUCAAAAAAGAUGGCGAGGCUAUUACAUUCGAAAAUACAUCCAUAAUUAUUAUGCACUGAAGAAGUACCUGGAAGCCAUUUCUUUGAAUAAUGAGAUGGUCAGGAGAGGACUGGAAGAGUUUGCCGUGAUGAAGGAGAAAGAAGAGGAGAAACAAGCACUUGAAAGGGAAGAGAAGAAAAAGGAUUACCAAGCCCGAAAGAUGCAUUACCUCCUUAGCACUCAGCAGAUUGCAGGUGUUUAUAACUCACCAUAUCUGAAAGCACCUGAUCCAAUGGAAUUACAGUUAAGGAAAGCUAAACCGCUGAGCCAUAAAGCACAACCAAGAGAGAAGGGUGUUGCAGACCCCUACCGGCUACCUUGUACAGAUUCUUUCACUCAAACCGUUCCACUACUUCCUCCUAUUGGAUGGCAAAAACCUCAGGGUCCCUUUCGCGAUACCGCUGAGGUAUUACAGCAGCGCCUGAAGCCUUUUGAGCCAAGCAUGCGGGUAACAGCCUCUAACGCUUCACUAGAGGAAGCCAGGGAAAAGGUGAAACAAGAGGAAUGGAGAAACCGUGUGCACGACGAAGAAUUUUUACCAUUUGCAUUGUGCCACAAACCAUAUAAGUAUACCCCAUCAAUGCAAACAUCAAGUAAAUAUGGCAAAGAAAAUUAUGGACUGAAAUACUUCCGGGAACAACACAGAGAGAAAUGGAUAACAAACAAGGACUUCAUAACUGCAUUACCACCGAUUCAUCUGUUCGAAAAGUAUGGCAAAACCUAUUCCAGAGCUGGAGAAAUAGUAUAA